Molecule: messenger RNA, 2703 nt
Organism: Zea mays
Lineage: Eukaryota; Viridiplantae; Streptophyta; Magnoliopsida; Poales; Poaceae
Product: protein transporter
Exons: 8
Coding region: 541-2391 (616 amino acids)
Biological process (GO): protein transport to vacuole involved in ubiquitin-dependent protein catabolic process via the multivesicular body sorting pathway
Molecular function (GO): phosphatidylinositol binding; ubiquitin binding
Source: RefSeq, a predicted model, not a curated record
AGUACAUGAGAAGAAACAAGCGCAAAUCCCUGAAGCAAACGGCGACGCAAGUACUCACGGCCAGCCGUCAACGGAUAAACCCAUGGACCACCCAAAACCGCUUGCUAUAAACCCAAACCGGCAAAACAUCACCUCAUCAUCAUCUGCAGUCCUCUUACCUCUUACUAUACAAUUCCUUCGUUUCCAACGACCCAACGGAGCCUUUCUCGCUGCCACUGCCACGCGGGUCCCGGACCCGCACGUCAUCCACGCGCGUCGCCGACUCAGGAGUCGAUAACGCCCUCGCUUUCUCUGCUUUCCUUCCUCCGGUUCCAUUCCAAGUCCACCUGCCCCUCCUCCCUCCCUAUCUAUCCUGUACUCUCUCUCAGUUUCUCUCUCCCCCCGUUCUCCGUUCCACAUCGCGUGCGCAUUGAGACGACGAGUUUCUAGAGCGCCGUACCGCGCACGGCUCCCGAGCCCCACCGCAAAGCGCCGGAAUCGUGAGCGCGUCCGGCCUCGCCUAGCUGCUCCGCGCCGAGAGGCGGCCGAGGAGGACGGGCGAUGUACCCGGUGGUGACGGGCACGCCGCCGGCGCGGCUGCCGGCGGCGUCGCGGGUGGACAAGGCCACGAGCCACCUGCUGCAGGGCCCCGACUGGGCCGUCAACCUCGAAAUCUGCGACACCCUCAACGCCGACCGCUGGCAAACGAAGGAUGUAGUAAAAGCUGUGAAGAAGCGAUUGCAGCAUAAGGAUCCAAAAGUUAAAUUCUUUACUUUGACGUUAUUGGAGACAAUGAUGAAGAACUGUGGUGAAUAUGUUCAUUUUGAAGUUGUUGAUCAGCAUGUUUUACAAGAGAUUGUUAAAAUUGUCCAGAAGAGGCAUGAUAUGCAAGUGAGGGAUAAGGCUUUGUUACUUCUGGAUUCAUGGCAAGAGGCAUUUGGUGGACCUGGUGGCAAAUAUCCACAGUACUACUGGUCAUACAUUGAACUAAAGUUUUGGAAAAACGUUUUACAGAGGGCAGGAGUAAUGUUCCCACAACGUCCUGUAGAUGCUCCUCCAAUAUUUACUCCUCCUGCAACACAUCAGGCAUAUGGUUCACCUAGAUAUCCUUCUGGAAGUCUAAAUGAGAGAAUCACAUCUGAAGCUGGAACGUUGAGCUUUGAGGGCUUGAAUAAUAUUAGAAAUGCAACGGAACUGCUGUAUGAUAUGGUGAAUGCUUUGAACCCUGCUGACCGCAUGGCAGUUAAAGAUGAAAUUAUUGCAGAUCUUGUAAAUCAAUGUCGUUCAAAUCAACAAAAGCUCAUGCAGUUUGUCAGUUCCACAGGGGAUGAAGACCUGCUAAAGCAAGGACUAGAAUUAAAUGAUCGCUUACAGAGUGUCCUCACAAGACAUGAUGCUAUUGCUUCUGGUUCUCCAUUACCAGUUGAGACACCGAUUAGAGAACCACAGAGAGAGGAUCCAAAUCCUGAGCCAUCUACACCAAUUACACAUGAUAAUAAGGCUCAAGUUGAAGAGGAUGAAGAUGAUGAGUUUGCUCAAAUAGCACGAAGAAAAAACAAAUCUGUGAUAUGCGGUGAUGAGGCAUCAUCGAGUGCUGGUGAUCAAGCCCUGGUACCUGUUGAUCCAGCACUUUCUGAAGUUUCUUCGGUUGAGAGCAAUGCAAUAGUACCUCUCGGCGCAACUUCUGUUAGUGGAACCAGGACGAAGGAGCAGGAUAUGAUUGACCUUCUCAGCCUCACCUUGUACAGUCCUGAAUCAUCAGAAGACUCUUCAACUCAGAACCAAAAUGGGAGUCAGCCGAGUGUCACAUCAAAUGGAUCAGAAACACUGCCAAGCUAUCAGCCUGCUGUGGCGAACGGGGCAAAUUACCCUGCCAACACCCAGGUUUAUCCAACAAAUCAGGGAUAUGUUCCAUACAAUAACUAUGUGGCACCAUGGGCCCAAACGGGACCGGUUGCACAGCCUGGGGCAUAUUCGACUCAAACCCAGCAAUAUGUGUCGAGCAAUCCGGCACCCCCAUGGGCUAUGCCUGCAAGUGCCAAUUCAGCUAAUCCUUUCCAGCCUGUGACAUACCAAACGCCAAACACUCCUCCUGCUGCUUCUGUUGCCCCUUCAGCUGCUCCAUCAGCGCAACAUGUUCCAUCUCCAGAACCAACACCGGUGCAAAGUUACAACUUCUCUAUUCCUCAAACAUACACUGGUUCGAACGUGGCUACAAAUGCUCGGGUGAACGGAAAUCAGCGGCCAAAAGAAACUCCAGUGGCAGCAGCCAGACCAUAUUACAUGCCGGACAAUUUGUUCGGAGACCUGAUCGACGUGAAGAGUUUUGGCGCCGGAAGCAAGAUCAGCAGGUCUACCAGCAUGCCGAGUCCAAAGGGUGGUGGCCAGCCUAUGAUCGGUAGAAACAAAUAGGCCUCUGCUGUUUAAGAUAGGGAUGAGCAUAUAUUUAGCUGGUAGCCACUGUCGUUUGGUUUGAUGUAAAUUUGCUGUCUUUUUUCACGUGUCAAUUUGCGGAUUUGUUACUUUGGUCAAUUUCGGAGUUGCUGCAUGUUUAACUUUACUAGAGAAUUGUAGAGAAGUCAUUGCUCCAGAUGAUCAGUGACAUCAUUAUCGUGACGGUUUGAUGACGGAAACCAUUGCCUGCUUCGUGUUUUCCAUUCUCAUGUGACCUGAUGAUGAUCAUGCAUAUUAAUUUAAUACGUGAACAUUUUAUUUUGGAUUGUA